AUGCGUUACCAAAGAGAAAAACAGGAGCGGAUCAACCAAGUAUUCGAAUAUAUGGUUGGAGCACUUGAAGCAACAGGUAUUACCUGCAUUCUGUUCGGGGAGACCGCUGCAAUGCACUACGAUAUCAAUUUGAUCCCCAAAUACGUUGAAAUAGUGAUAAUGUCCACAACCGUUCUCGAGGAAGCAAGUACCAUGAAGAUCAUCCUGGAACAAUCAACCUGCUUCAAACACACGGGAGCAUGGAUGCUCACGCGUCACGUACGACGAGUCCGACCCCUUUUUCGAACGCCCGAAGGGACGGAGACGCUGUCGAGUUCGUCUUCUCCCUCUCCUCCCAUCCACUACCAGCCCCACCGAAUCAUGCGACAGCAGUCUCGUUGGAUUCCCAUGGAACUCCCUCUCCCACCAGUCCUUGCAGUCGUUUUUGACCUCAUCGAGGGUAUCCAAUCUCAGCUGCUAAAGUCACGUCGCAACCGACUCAGGAAUAUCCUACGGGACCUCGCUAGAAGGAACCUUGUACACGUUGACGACAACUUUCAUCGCGAGUUAUGUGGUCACUUGGAGCGAGUAGUACGGCUCUCACCUGAGCUCGAGGUGUACACCUCGAAAUUUGUUCGGUUCUGUCGAGGGGAAUCCAUCAAGCUUCCUACUGGUCGUCGUGGAGCUGUAGCAGAUGGCCAAGUCGAGCAUGCCGACGACCAGGACGACUUUGAGACGGAUUCUGCCUCGGAAGACGGAGAUAAGGCAAAGACCGUUUCGUGUCCAAUAGUCGUGAAGAUGGAGGUUGUUUCCCCAAGCUCGCACGGUGUCGCUGAUGCUGAAACAGCUAUCAAGCAAGAAGACCAUGAAACCUCUCCUGUCUCUUCCUUCAAUGCAGAAUGCGCGGUGAAGAAGGAAGAGGACGACAUUAUCCCUUUCCCGCUGUUCCAUAGCUCGAACUGUAUGGUCAAGCAGGAACCCCAGGAUGCGCAAGACCUCAUGCCAAUUGACUCUUCCCAACGCGUCCCAACUCUGAUCAAAGCCUUCGACAAGAAGAGACGAAGGUGA
Cyclocybe aegerita is the source of this 1047-nucleotide messenger RNA. Lineage: Eukaryota; Fungi; Basidiomycota; Agaricomycetes; Agaricales; Hemipholiotaceae. The record is from the annotation of a GenBank genome assembly.